AUGUUGGUGUUUUCGCAGUUUUGUAGCAAAAUGGUCGUGCUACUUGUUAUGAUUUUGUGCUUCACUGUUAUCACCAGUGAUGCUUACAUCAGUUUCAUGAAUCUGCCGAGCGUCGGUUUGACACAUGACAAAGAUGGAUACACCUCGGGUCUUUUCUCACCAUUGAGAGCUGGGCAAAUGAUUGUGGUAACUGGACGUGUGAAUAACGAUGCGAAAAGAUUCACUGUGAGUCUCAUGCGUGGUGCAUCAUACAUGCGAGCACCAGGUGCCGAAGCAGUGCUUCAUAUAGAUGUUCGGUUUGAUGAGAACCAGGUCGUUAUGAAUACGAUGGAGAAGACUCUAAAAUGGGGUGAAGAAGAAAGAGCACCGAAUCCGUUUAAACGAGGUCGGUCAUUCUAUCUCUUGAUUCGAAUAGACACGGAUAAAUUCGGUAUAAUGGCGGAUCACGAAAAGGUUCAUGAUUUCAAGAUGCGUCUCGAUCUGAAAACCAUCGAAUACUUGACUGUGACUGGUGAUGUCACAGAGGUGAAUGGGCGGUGGUCAGCUGGUUGGGCGAAUACGCUUCCGAUGAGACAUUUCUUCGAAGGUGGUCAUUGGAAGAUUGGAAGUCGCUUCACCGUUUACGGUAAGGUGAAAAAUGGAGUUUUCGAGAUACAAUUGAUUGCAUGGUACGGCGAUAUUCUGUUCAGUCUCAAAACUCGCUUCUACUACAAAGACAUUGUGAUUAAUGCACGACUAGAAGGAUAUUGGGGAAAAGAGGAACGAGUGAAGGUGUAUCCAUUCAAGCCGCGCACUCAGUUCGCUCUCGAGUUCCUGAAUACACUUGAUUCGAUCCAGGUAUUCAACGAUGGGAAACAAAUUUGCACAUUCAAGCAUCGAACAGACAAUCCAACAUACGACUACAAUUUACUCUUUAUAUAUGGUGAUCUCGUGCUAGACUCGGUUCAAUUUGACAUUUGA
This is a messenger RNA of Anisakis simplex (herring worm), 960 nucleotides long. The record is from the annotation of a GenBank genome assembly. Lineage: Eukaryota; Metazoa; Nematoda; Chromadorea; Rhabditida; Anisakidae.